Rhinolophus ferrumequinum (greater horseshoe bat) is the source of this 1299-nucleotide messenger RNA. RefSeq names its product succinate dehydrogenase complex subunit C (gene SDHC). The transcript has 6 exons. The record is from RefSeq and is a predicted model, not a curated record. Gene Ontology annotation, molecular function: succinate dehydrogenase activity; electron transfer activity. The coding region runs from base 75 to 584 and encodes 169 amino acids. Gene Ontology annotation, cellular component: membrane. Gene Ontology annotation, biological process: mitochondrial electron transport, succinate to ubiquinone; tricarboxylic acid cycle. Lineage: Eukaryota; Metazoa; Chordata; Mammalia; Chiroptera; Rhinolophidae.
CGUGACGGACCCCGCCCCCCGCCGCCACGAGGGCGGGGCCGCGGGCGUCACUUCCGUCCAGGCCGGAACCCAAGAUGGCUGCGCUCCUGCUGAGACAUGUUGGCCGUCAUUGCCUCCGUGCCCACCUUGGUCCUCAGCUCUGUGUGAGAAAUGCUGUUCCUUUGGGAACCACAGCCAAGGAAGAGAUGGAGAGGUUCUGGAGUAAGAACACUGGUUCAAACCGUCCUUUGUCUCCCCAUAUCACUAUCUACAGUUGGUCUCUUCCCAUGGCGAUGUCCAUUUGCCACCGUGGCACUGGUGUGGCCUUGAGCGCAGGGGUCUCUCUUUUUGGCUUGUCGGCCCUGGUGCUGCCCGGGAACUUUGAGUCUUACUUGGAACUCGUGAAGUCACUGAGUCUGGGGCCGGCACUGAUCCACACGGCCAAGUUUGCUCUCGUCUUCCCGCUCAUGUACCACACCUGGAAUGGGAUCCGACACUUGAUGUGGGACCUAGGAAAAGGCCUGAAGAUCCCGCAGCUGUACCAGUCGGGUGUGCUCGUCUUGGUUCUUACUGUGCUGACCUCUGCCGGGCUGGCAGCCAUGUGAAGAGGCGAAGCUCCCAGCAGCAUCUUCAGAUCAUCCGCUCACCUGUCUUCCUGUUGGGCUCUUACCUCUCCCCGCCCCCGGGUGAAGUCCUCCUGAUUUGUGUAGACCCUUCUGUGCUUGCACAGCCCCUGCAGCUCAGCAUUACAGUACCUUCUAGAACCACAGCAGUGGGGAAGGGUCUGCUUUCCCCUUGUUUCUAAAGACGGAAAGACAGCAGAAUCCCCCUUCCUGCCCCACCCCUGUGCAGCCCACUCUGGGCCCUGGAGCCCUCAUUCUCUCUCCUUAUUGGGUCUUAAUUUGUGCUGAGGGUCAGCUUUGGCUCCUUCUUCCUGAGACGGUAGAAACAAUGCCAGCUCUGUGGCUGUGCGGUGGGGACUGGAGCGGGAGGGACUGUGGGUGCCACUGCCUGUGGGCUGCUGGCUUAAAGGACCACUCUGUUCAUUGGUCAGAGCCCCGGUCUUCAGCACCCACACAGUGUGACUGAAAGAAGGGGGGUGGAGUGGAGGAAACCAGCCUGUCCCGCCAGAGAGCAAGGUGGUUUUGGGGGCAGGUGCAUUGAGGGGAAGAUGCAAAAGGGAGAUGCAGAAAUUAACAUUGAGAGUUGUUCAUUCUCCUUGCAUUUCCAGAAAAAUAAGCCUCUUAUUGUCAUGUUUUCUAACCCAAAUUCAUGUGACAUCUUUUUCUGAAACAAUUAAAAUGAUCAUUUUGUCUUUGA